AUGAUUCUACAGGUAGCUAAGGAGUUGGAGUAUAAGUUAUGGUUUUGUGAAGUCUCGGACUCUCUGGUAAUACAGACAUGCAGGAGGCUCUUUCCAAAAGUCCGAUUUGCAGAUAUUACACUCUGUAGUCCCUAUUGUGAGGAGACAGUGAAACUCAUCAUUGGAAUGCUGAAUGAUCAAGGUUUUUCUCUUAAAAGGUUGAGUGUUGGGAUGCAUUCACUAGAUUCAAUAGAAAACACCUAUAAAAUGCUAUCUGAAGACAAGAAAAUGAAGAAUGCUACCUGGGAAUUAAAGGAAACAAGUUGCAUCAACUUUAGUUACGUGAAGUACACAGCUGCUACAAUGGAGACAAGCGUUUAUGUAACUGGGUUUGAUGAAUAUGCAAGACAAAGCUGCAGAAGACUAAUCCAAAGAUGCAAGCCAACAUUAAUCCAUUUGUCAGAUCUUGAUGACAUGAGGCUGAAGACAAUAAUUGACAUCCUAGAUAUUGAAGAUUACACUAAUAAACACCUGAAGAUACAAUCCAAUUUCUACCCAGAAUCUUCAGUGGAAAAUAUGCGCUGCAUUCUCUUUGAAGAAGAAAAAAUUAGAAACAUAAAGUGGUCAGUGCUUCUCUGUUGGCGUACUGAUAUUCUUUUGACACAUGAAGCUGGCUCUUCUGAAAUAAGGGAGCAACAUUUUCAUCACCCUGUAUCCCUAAUUGGAUAAUAGGUAUAAUGGAAAAAGAUGAAACAAGACCUGAAAUCCACUGUGUGGGCACUUUCUCUGGACUUCAAAAGUGUUUAACUGAAAUUACAAAUUUGUUUUCCAUGAUCAUGGAAGCAUCUGCUAGAUUUUCAAGUAGUACUAGGUUGUUGUACCGUGUUAGCCAUUAUGAAUGUAGAGAAAAGCC
Molecule: messenger RNA, 892 nt
Organism: Polypterus senegalus (gray bichir)
Lineage: Eukaryota; Metazoa; Chordata; Cladistia; Polypteriformes; Polypteridae
Exons: 7
Coding region: 1-708 (235 amino acids)
Source: RefSeq, a predicted model, not a curated record